CUUUGUGAUGGCCACUCAUAUAUCUUGACAUUGUUGUCCUUAAACCAUCACACCAAACUACGUUCAUAUCUAGGAGAUAGAAUGUGUCUUCUUCCUGAGCGGUUUGAUGGCUGCAUGGUCCCAUGGUGUUUAUACUUGCAUACUAUUGUUUGUACAGAUGAAUGUGGUACCUUCAGGUGUUUGGAAAUUGUACUUAUGGAUGAACCAGAUAUGUGGUCCACAAUUAUUUUUUCUGAGGCUGAUUUCUUUUGAUUUCCCCAUGAUGUCAAGCAAAGAGGCACCGAGUUUGAUGGCAGAAAUCCACAGAUGGGAAGUCUGGCAGAAAGAAGAAAGAUUGUCUUUGUGCAAUGGUUCUCUCUGUUCUUCUCUUCCUGUCUUUAUUGGCUAAUGGUGUGCUGAUAUACUUGUAUUUCACUGCAAACACAAUGUUUUGGCAAUGUGAACCAGUCACAAACUGCUCGAAUUCAGGACAUGAACAAGGUAUUCCAAGCUGCUCAUAUGAGGACAUAAAGUCAUUAACUUACUGCCCAGGUUUGCAAGAGCAGUGGUUCAAAGGCAAAGGCAGUUUUUAUGUUUUCUCCAGCCUUUCUAAGAACUGGAGCUCCAGCAAACAGUACUGUCAGGAUCUGGGUGGAGAUCUGGUCAUUGUCAACAACACAGAGGAAAAGGAAUUUCUUGCUCAGAGACAAUGUCUUUCUGGUGAAUCUAGUCUAUACUGGUCUGACAAGAGGGAGGGGAACUGUGCUGUACUUAAAGGACAUACACAAGAGGACAUUUCUUGCUUGAGAGAAGAGAAAAGUAUUUGUGAAAUUCCAUGCCUUCAAUAGACUACUACUACUGAAUUAAACACAGGAUGUUGUAGUUAUAGUAUAAAGUAAAAUUUCCUUUUUAUUUUUGCUUAAUUGCAUUUGUGUUUUUGUUUCUUGUAUUACACUUCUGAUUUGGUUCAUUUUGACAAACAAAAAUGACAAUGCAUACUGUCUUUAACGAUCUCUCUCUCCCGCACGAUACUCUGCAGUCGACCUUUAAACCUCAGCGGCUUGAUUAGCCCAAUACGGGACCGGGUGUGUAUGAUCACGACCCGGCCCCGCCCUCCGCCCUGCCACACAUACCUUAGCAUCUUUCAACAUGUCGAUGUACAUUAAGUAUGUUCGCUUGCUGUCACUUUUAAACCUUUUUAAAAACGAUUUAUUGAUGCCGUUAACGAAGAUGGCAACAAUAAAUUAUAUAAAUAUCCAUUGAAUGAGAGUAGUUGCUUAUUUGGUUGGUAUUAUACAUCAAAUAUCCUAUGCUGCUUUGGAUAAAGCCAAAGAUGCAUUUUACAGAUAGACACAGAAAGUAGAGACAUCUAGCUUAUCAACACUGUAACGUACAGUACUGCACGGAAAUUAUGCAUACCAGCAAAUAUGCGUCUGUCUAAAUGCUUUAAACACACUGAAGUUACAUCUGAUUUUCAGUCCUGCCAUACAGUCUUUAGGUUACGUUUCUAAACCCUCAAUGCAAGAAAGGAUUGGCACACUUGGUCAGACUCCUAACAUGAGGUUUGGUAAUAAGAUUAAAUGAAAAAUAAUUCAGUGGCUGUAUUUUAUUGGAUCAUUUAAAGUGUCAGAUUAAUGACAAAGUGCCGUCUAC
Molecule: messenger RNA, 1632 nt
Organism: Xyrauchen texanus (razorback sucker)
Lineage: Eukaryota; Metazoa; Chordata; Actinopteri; Cypriniformes; Catostomidae
Product: C-type lectin domain family 4 member E
Exons: 6
Coding region: 348-827 (159 amino acids)
Source: RefSeq, a predicted model, not a curated record